Messenger RNA from Helianthus annuus (common sunflower), 570 nucleotides. Its product is annotated as H/ACA ribonucleoprotein complex subunit GAR1-like. The record is from RefSeq and is a predicted model, not a curated record. NCBI's taxonomy places the organism in Eukaryota, Viridiplantae, Streptophyta, Magnoliopsida, Asterales, Asteraceae. The transcript is spliced from 2 exons. Bases 1 to 570 code for a protein of 189 amino acids.
AUGAUGAAGAAGAAGAAACGUCUUGAAGACAAGAAAAAGGAACUUGAUGAGCAGGCUGCUACUGCGCUUGCUGCGAAAAAAUCUAAGCUUCAGAAGGAGACUCCCCCUGCACCUUCGGAGUCAGAGGUUGACUUGGGGGUUUUUAGUGUAAAACAUGGUAACCUUUUGGAGAAGAUAUUUGCCGCUUCUGGUUCCCAGGGUGUUAAAUCGGGUAAGGCUCCCCGUAAGGUUGAUAUUUUAAAGAUUACUCCUCCUAGCUCUCCGCCUUCUAGAAUCUUUGGUCUAUCUCCUCCACAGGCUGAUCCAGGAAAAAGGAAAGAAAGUGAUGUAGAGGUUGAGCAAGUUGGUGAGGGUGGCGCUGGUGCUCGUGAUGGUGGCAAUGAUGGUCGUGGUGGAGGUGGUGGUGGUGGUAAUGGUGGUCGUGGUGGAGGUGUUGACAUUCAAGUGGAAUCGAGCGAGACUACUCCUCACCACACCAUUUACACCAAGGUUGUUCGGGGUUCUGGAGAGGGUGGUGCUUUUAGGACUCACCAUAGUCCAGAAUAUGAACAUGUUCAGGGUGGAUCCUAG